Messenger RNA from Camelus dromedarius (Arabian camel), 2044 nucleotides. It is a transcript of the gene RAP1B, whose product is annotated as RAP1B, member of RAS oncogene family. The record is from RefSeq and is a predicted model, not a curated record. The transcript has 8 exons. Gene Ontology annotation, biological process: Rap protein signal transduction; negative regulation of synaptic vesicle exocytosis; cellular response to cAMP. Lineage: Eukaryota; Metazoa; Chordata; Mammalia; Artiodactyla; Camelidae. Gene Ontology annotation, cellular component: plasma membrane. Gene Ontology annotation, molecular function: GDP binding; GTPase activity; GTP binding. Bases 215 to 769 code for a protein of 184 amino acids.
GCUGAACGCCUGACGUCAAGGCGACACCGCCAAACCUCGCCCAGAGUCAGGCGUGUAAACCAGCCGGAGCGGCGGCGGCAGGGGCAGCGGCAGCGGCAGGACCGCCGUGGCGCCGGGAGCAGCGACCUGGAAGGAGAGCGACGCGACGCUGGCUGCGGGGACUCGGUGACAGCGCGAGAGGUUCGCAGAGUACUAGCUUUUACAAGAUUACACCAUGCGUGAGUAUAAGCUAGUCGUUCUUGGCUCGGGAGGCGUUGGAAAAUCUGCUCUGACUGUACAAUUUGUUCAAGGAAUUUUUGUUGAAAAAUACGAUCCUACGAUAGAAGAUUCUUAUAGAAAGCAAGUUGAAGUAGAUGCACAACAGUGUAUGCUUGAAAUCUUGGAUACUGCAGGAACGGAACAAUUUACAGCAAUGAGGGAUUUGUACAUGAAAAAUGGACAAGGCUUUGCAUUAGUUUAUUCCAUCACAGCACAGUCCACAUUUAAUGAUUUACAAGAUCUCAGAGAACAGAUUCUUCGAGUUAAAGACACUGAUGAUGUUCCAAUGAUUCUGGUUGGUAAUAAGUGUGACUUGGAAGAUGAAAGAGUGGUAGGAAAGGAACAAGGUCAAAAUCUAGCAAGACAGUGGAACAACUGUGCAUUCUUAGAAUCCUCUGCGAAAUCAAAAAUAAAUGUUAAUGAGAUCUUUUAUGACCUAGUGCGGCAAAUUAACAGAAAAACUCCAGUGCCUGGGAAGGCCCGCAAAAAGUCGUCAUGUCAGCUGCUUUAAUAUACUAAAUGCGUUGUAGCUCUGAGCCAGGUCUGAAGAACUGUUGCCCAAUUCAACAGUGCCAGCAUUCCAACUUUGUUAAACCUACCAACAUCUUAAAUGGACUUUCUGUGGUGGUACCCUUUAAGAGGCGGAUGAAAGCUACUUUAUCAGUUUGCACAUUCUAAUCACUUUCCAGUAUCACAAAAGAGAUUUUUACUUAUAUAAUAGUCCUAGAGUAUGCUGCUGGUAAAACCAGAGGCUACAAUCCAGUAUUACUGCUAAGAGACAUUUUUCAUCCACCAAUGUUGUACAUGUAUGAAAAUGGUGUACUGUAUACUUUAACACACCCCAUACUUUGUAUUGGAGAGUACAAUAAUGUAAAUCCUAAAAGCACCACUAUUUUAGCAUAAUAAAAGAAAGUCCAAAGAGCUCCUAUAUAGACUACUCCAGAUAACUUUGCUUCUUUGAUACUUGUAGCUUAUUGUAAUUUUUUUUAAGAAAUUCAAGGUCAUUAUCAUUGUAUUGUACAAAUAAGCGCUUUGAUUAACACAGCUAUAUAGUUUUUUUAAUUUUUAAAAAACCUGUGGAGACAGUGAUUUUGUCUUUAAAUAUGAUAGUCCUUUCAGUAUAAUGUCUUAGAUUAAAGACGUUGCCUUUAAUAUCUGUUGGGAAGGAAAUGUCCAGACUUUUCAGAUCUCUUAUUAUGUGUUUCCUUUUUUGUUUACAUAGGGAACAAUGUUUAUAGUUGUGUGUACAGUGGGGGUCUACAACAAGAAGUGUAUAUUUUCAAACAAUUUUUUAAUGAUUUAACAAUUUUUGUAAAUCAUUUUCAGGCUUCUGCAGCUGUAGAUUCUCACUGUGAAUCCCUUGCUUGCUCAUGCAUAAGUGUAUUUGCAAUACCAAAUAUACAGGUUUAGUAUUUUUGCCUGUUAGUGAUUGUUUCACAUGUGUAACGUUUUGGUUGAGAUGUUAAAUGGUGGACGAGUACUGUGGAUGUGAAUGUGGGAAGUAAUUUUAAUCAUGUGUAAUUGGUCACAAGGCCUAAGUUGCAGUAACUAUUGCUGUUUUAUUUAACAAUGCCUUGUUGCUUUGUAUGCAUUAACGUUUGGGUGUAAAGAUUGUGUGUCUAUCCAACAGGGAGCCACAGUAUUUAAAUUGACCAACCUAAUGUUACAACUACUUUGAGGUGGCCAAAUGUAAACUAAAAGCCUUAAUUAAAGUGGUGCAAUUUUGUAUAACUUAGCAUCAGUAGUUCAAUAAAUUUGGAUUGCCAUGCAAGGGCUUGCAUUAUAA